AGGAGGACUUCAAAGGGAAGUCUCCGGAGGAGAUAGAAAUGAUGAAGGUCAUGGGAUUUGGUGGCUUCGACACAACGAAAGGUAAAAAGGUAGAUGGCAAUAACCAGGGAGCUGUGCACGUCGUGCUGAAGCGCCGCUACCGACAGUACAUGAACAGAAAGGGCGGCUUCAACCGGCCGCUCGACUUCGUGCUCUGAGGUGUGCAACAGUGAUCGUGAUGACUGUCAGAAUGUGGCGACUUGAUGCCGUUCGUAUGCGUACUCUUGGUGUGAAGAGCCGCCAUGCAACUUUUGUCUUGUUUCUUUUUGCAGUCGUGCUCAUCGCGCUAUUUUGCAUCUCCUACGUUGUACGGUAUUUUGAGCUGGACGCGUGGGUAUUCACCUCAAACAUGGCGUACAUGGCAGAUUGGCGUUUCUCUGCGGUUGUAUGCAGAUGUUCAGGCAAUGUUAAGUUAAAGUGUGCAUACCAGUGUAAUACAUCAUCGUGCAUCAGA
Molecule: messenger RNA, 493 nt
Organism: Pollicipes pollicipes
Lineage: Eukaryota; Metazoa; Arthropoda; Thecostraca; Pollicipedomorpha; Pollicipedidae
Product: U4/U6.U5 small nuclear ribonucleoprotein 27 kDa protein
Biological process (GO): RNA splicing
Cellular component (GO): precatalytic spliceosome
Source: RefSeq, a predicted model, not a curated record